AGCAAUUUAGUCAGGUACACAACAACAAAACUGACCAAUCGCGCACCCUUGUGUUGUCGCCUUUUCGUGUGGUACAAGGGUACUUCCUGUAGGCAGUGCAGAUCCACUAAACUCCACUUCUCUCUCUCUCUCUCUGCCACGAAAAGGUCUGGUCCUUCUCGUCUUUCUCCACCCCCGUCAACUACCGCCAACACAGCCAGCACACACCCACCCACGCCCGCCCGCCCGUCCACCCUCUCCACCCUCCAAUGCUGCCCAUUCUUUCGCCCCCAGCAGAGGACCGAGCACCUUAAAGGACCUGGGUAUCCUCCAAUUUCACUCUCUUUCCUUCCUCCAACCCAACACGAAACUUUUCAUCUUUCCAACUUCCCCCAAAGGCUCGACGCCAGUGUAUCUGUGAUCACACAUUCCUUCAAGCAAAUAAACAAACGCAAAUAAACAACUUCGAGAUAAACGCUUCUCAAAAACAAUCCUUGAUUCGCCAGUCGAUCACACCAACAUCGCACAUACACAUCAAUCAAAACACAUAAAACCCAAAACAAAACACCACCACCCAACAACCGCAAUCAUGCAAUACUCCUUCGUCGCCGCCGGGGCCCUCCUCCUCGCCACCGUCGCCGCCCAGCCCCACGGCCACCACGCGCGCCACAACCGCCGCGCCCCCGCCGUCGUCACCAACGUCGUCGACGUCUACGAGACAGUCAUGCUCACCGCGACCGUCUGGGUUGACGAGCAAGGAAACACCAUCUCCGCCCCCGUGACCGGCACCGACGCGUCCACCGUCACCGGCUCUCCGCGCACGACCGUCAAGCCGGGAGAGUUCCACGAGCCGACACAGACGCAGCCUGCUGCUGUUGUCGUGCCGACUCCUUCGCCUUCUUCUUCGGAGGCUGCUCCCGUUGCGCCGCCUGCGCCGGAGACGACGACUAUCCAGGUCGCGUCGGUCACUCCCCCGGCGCCAGUCGUGCCAACUACCCCCGCUGCGCCGGUUGUCAACACACCCGCCGCGGUCAACACACCUGUCUCUGUCGCCCCUCCCGUCGCCUCUUCCGCCCCCGCCACUGGCUCCUCAAAUGGGGAGUGCAGCUCCGGCUCCCCCUGCUCUGGCGACAUCACCUUCUACGAAGCUGGUCUCGGCGCGUGCGGCGAGACGACCGAUGGGUCGAUUGACAAGGUCGUCGCGCUCCCCCACGAGUUCAUGGGGACGCAGAGCAAUGGCAACCCCUUCUGCGGAAAGACUGUUACUAUCAACUAUAAGGGCGCUACUGUCCAGGCUACGGUUGUGGAUAAGUGCAUGGGCUGCGUUGGACGUGAUCUCGAUCUUUCCAAUGCUGCUUUCGAUGGUCUUGGAAUUGCGGAGAGCGUCGGUCGCACUCAGGCUGAUUGGUACUUCAACUAAGUGCCUGUCCGUUUGAGUAGAGAUGGGAUGGGGGUGGAUGAGC
Molecule: messenger RNA, 1442 nt
Organism: Pseudogymnoascus verrucosus
Lineage: Eukaryota; Fungi; Ascomycota; Leotiomycetes; Thelebolales; Thelebolaceae
Exons: 1
Coding region: 569-1399 (276 amino acids)
Source: RefSeq, a predicted model, not a curated record